Molecule: messenger RNA, 832 nt
Organism: Pteropus alecto (black flying fox)
Lineage: Eukaryota; Metazoa; Chordata; Mammalia; Chiroptera; Pteropodidae
Product: aquaporin-2
Exons: 4
Coding region: 65-832 (255 amino acids)
Biological process (GO): transmembrane transport
Cellular component (GO): apical plasma membrane; plasma membrane
Molecular function (GO): water channel activity
Source: RefSeq, a predicted model, not a curated record
AGAGAGAGAGCCACAAACCUCCUGCCCCGAGACAGCCGGGCCAGCCCUCGGAAGGCCCCACAGCAUGUGGGAACUCCGAUCCAUAGCCUUCUCCAGGGCUGUGUUUGCAGAGUUCCUGGCCACACUCAUCUUUGUCUUCUUCGGCCUAGGCUCAGCCCUCAACUGGCCACAGAGCUUGCCCUCUGUGUUGCAGAUUGCCAUGGCCUUUGGCUUGGCUAUCGGCACCCUUGUGCAGGCUCUGGGACACAUCAGCGGGGCCCACAUGAACCCUGCUGUGACUGUGGCCUGCCUGGUGGGCUGCCAUGUGUCAUUUCUUCGAGCUGCCUUCUACGUGGCUGCCCAGCUGCUGGGGGCUGUGGCAGGGGCUGCCCUGCUCCAUGAGAUCACACCCCCAAACGUCCAAGGAAACCUGGCUGUCAAUGCUCUCCACAACAACACGACAGUUGGCCAGGCCGUCACCGUGGAGCUAUUCCUGACCUUGCAGCUGGUGCUCUGCAUCUUCGCCUCCACCGACGAGCGCCGUGGAGACAGCCUGGGCACCCCCGCCCUCUCCAUUGGCUUCUCUGUGACCCUGGGCCACCUCCUUGGGAUCCACUACACCGGCUGCUCUAUGAAUCCUGCCCGCUCCCUGGCUCCAGCCGUCGUCACCGGCAAAUUUGAUGACCACUGGUUGGUGGUCAAAGCAAAGGAGAGCCCUGGGAACCCCAAGGUGCAGGCAGAAGAUGGGCUUGGGGCUGGCCCCAUCCUGGUCCAGCUUCUUAAACUCUCCGGACCUGAGUGCACCCUGACUCUUCUGUCCUUUCCUUCCUCCCACCACCUGCUGUAUAGCUAA